GCAGGCAUGUGGCACUGAAUGCCAUUCCUGCCUGACUGGGACAAUGCAAAGCAGAUAUCAGUGCUUAGUAGCACCUUCUACUGGCCCACAAAUCAGCCUCACUGGUAGGACAGCAUUUUGGGCAGAGGGAGAAGCAGCGUUUACAGUUGCCAACCAAGCGAUCAGAAAUGGUAGGAACUUAACUCCAAGCAGCUUGCAGUAGCCAGCAUACCAUGAGCCUUUUUCUGCAGCCCCAGCUCUGACCAGCCUUUCAGUAUUCUGCCUCCCCUUUAACACAUUUAAAGCAAACAUCUCCAAGUCAGGAUUCUUUGUGGUGACCCAUGUUUCUGGGAUAGGUUCAAGAUGUAUUCAAACAAUACUAGGAACAAAACCCAGUAACCUCCAACUGGCUUCCAGGUGGUGUUAGUUUCAUGUGCCAGACAGAUUAUGUUACUGCAUAGCUGUAACCUAUGUCCCCAUGUUACCAUAAAGGGGAUAUUUGGCAUUGCCAGAUUGGCAUUCCACAGUGAGAUGCAUCACUGGAUGCAGAUCCAAAUACCCCUAGAGUCUGGAGCUGUUUGGACACACAGGCUGAGGGUCCAAGCCCAUAUCUAAGUAGUGAUGGCCAGAAGUUUUACCUCUUCCCUCUGAUUCAUCCAGCAUUGGCCAUGGGUUUGUGCAAGCUGGUGGCCUGUUCUAUCCAACAUUGUGUUCCCAAGCAGAAUUCAGCCAAGCAGGAGAGGCACAGCCAGUGCCUACAAUUUGUCAGGGUGAAGAAACAGCAUAUUACUGGAGAGUCCCAAACCUUUGCUCCCUCAGUCUCUGCAGGUCUGGCACAUGGAAAGCCCAGAGGCACUGAAGUAUCCCACUCAAGCAGCCAAGUGUUAACAACCUCUCCAAAGUCUAAUUUGCCUUUGAUAUAGACUUAAUUGUUUGCGUCACCCACUGGGCUAGGGGGAGGGCUAUAAAAGGGGCUGCAGCCAUUGUCUGAGGCAGAAGAGAGCCCAGAAAGAGCUCCCUCUCCCAGUCUUCCUCAUUCAGCACAGUAGUCACAGCCUGCACAUCAUGCAGCUGGUGGCCAGCCUGGUGUCCGUUCUGCUGCUGGUGUGGAGUGUGAGAGCCACGGCGCUGCCCGGGGAAGAGAGGCUCGCAAUACAGAGCACAAGGGAGCAGAACACAGUCCGGAAAGAUGCCAUCCUGAAGAUGCUGGCAGGCCUGCUGGACACUGUGGACACAGGGCGUGAGGUGGCCUCCCCGGACAUGGAAGAGGAGAACAAGCUGGAGGAGGAGCGGGCAGUGCUGGGGCGGCUCGCCCAGCUAUCGCAGCGGGACCGCAAGGCUCCCUGCAAAAACUUCUUCUGGAAAACCUUCACCUCCUGCUAGUGCUGCCCCAGCCUGGCCCCACUGGGCCGCACACCUGCAAACACCCUCCUCUCCCCUCAGCUGCACUGUCCCCCGAGCUCCCUUCCUUUUGUUCUGCACCCCUGAGAAUAAAGCAUGGCGCC
Dryobates pubescens (Downy woodpecker) is the source of this 1484-nucleotide messenger RNA. It is a transcript of the gene CORT, whose product is annotated as cortistatin. Gene Ontology annotation, biological process: regulation of cell migration. Gene Ontology annotation, cellular component: extracellular region. Gene Ontology annotation, molecular function: hormone activity. The transcript is spliced from 2 exons. Bases 1045 to 1362 code for a protein of 105 amino acids. Lineage: Eukaryota; Metazoa; Chordata; Aves; Piciformes; Picidae. The record is from RefSeq and is a predicted model, not a curated record.